Pteropus alecto (black flying fox) is the source of this 4302-nucleotide messenger RNA. It is a transcript of the gene ABL2, whose product is annotated as ABL proto-oncogene 2, non-receptor tyrosine kinase. The transcript has 13 exons. The record is from RefSeq and is a predicted model, not a curated record. Lineage: Eukaryota; Metazoa; Chordata; Mammalia; Chiroptera; Pteropodidae. Gene Ontology annotation, molecular function: protein binding; non-membrane spanning protein tyrosine kinase activity; ATP binding. Bases 69 to 2105 code for a protein of 678 amino acids. Gene Ontology annotation, biological process: regulation of apoptotic process; protein phosphorylation.
AGAGAGUGGAAUUCUAAGACUUCCUCUUUACAUGGAACAGUUUAACUUUUGUGCUUGUGGGCAAAGGCAUGGUCCUCGGGACAGUUCUGCUUCCACCUAAUAAUUAUGGCAGAGAUCAGGACACGUCGCUUUGCUGCCUGUGCAGUGAAGCCUCAGAAGCUGCUCUACCCAACUCGACAGAUCACUUUGCCAGCUGUGUGGAGGAUGCAUUUGAGGGAGACAAGACUGGAGGCAGUAGUCCAGAAACUCUCCACCGCCCCUAUGGUUGUGAUGUUGAACCCCAGGCACUGAACGAAGCCAUCAGGUGGAGCUCCAAGGAGAACUUGCUGGGAGCCACUGAGAGUGAUCCUAAUCUCUUUGUUGCACUUUAUGAUUUUGUGGCAAGUGGCGACAACACACUAAGUAUCACUAAAGGUGAAAAGUUACGAGUCCUUGGUUACAACCAGAAUGGUGAGUGGAGUGAAGUUCGCUCUAAGAAUGGCCAAGGUUGGGUGCCAAGCAACUACAUCACGCCAGUGAACAGCCUGGAAAAACACUCCUGGUACCAUGGACCUGUGUCACGCAGUGCAGCCGAGUAUCUGCUCAGCAGUUUAAUCAAUGGCAGUUUCCUGGUGCGAGAAAGCGAAAGCAGCCCUGGGCAGCUGUCCAUCUCGCUCAGGUACGAGGGUCGUGUGUAUCACUACAGGAUCAACACCACCACAGAUGGCAAGGUGUACGUCACUGCCGAGAGCCGUUUUAGCACGUUGGCCGAGCUUGUUCACCAUCACUCCACGGUGGCCGAUGGGCUGGUGACAACAUUACACUACCCCGCACCCAAGUGUAACAAGCCUACAGUUUACGGUGUGUCCCCCAUCCACGACAAAUGGGAAAUGGAACGAACAGAUAUUACCAUGAAGCACAAACUUGGGGGUGGUCAGUACGGAGAGGUUUACGUCGGCGUCUGGAAGAAGUACAGCCUGACAGUCGCUGUGAAAACGCUGAAGGAAGAUACGAUGGAGGUGGAAGAGUUCCUGAAGGAAGCUGCGGUGAUGAAGGAGAUCAAGCACCCGAAUUUGGUACAGCUGUUAGGCGUGUGUACUUUGGAGCCACCAUUUUACAUCGUGACUGAAUACAUGCCGUAUGGGAACUUGCUUGAUUAUCUUCGAGAAUGCAGCCGAGAAGAGGUGACUGCAGUUGUCCUGCUUUACAUGGCCACUCAGAUCUCUUCUGCAAUGGAGUAUUUAGAGAAGAAGAAUUUCAUCCACAGAGAUCUUGCAGCCCGUAACUGCCUCGUGGGAGAAAACCACGUGGUGAAAGUGGCCGACUUCGGCUUAAGUCGGCUGAUGACCGGAGACACCUACACCGCUCAUGCUGGGGCCAAGUUCCCCAUCAAAUGGACAGCGCCUGAGAGCCUGGCCUACAACACCUUCUCCAUCAAAUCUGACGUCUGGGCUUUUGGAGUACUGCUGUGGGAAAUUGCUACAUAUGGAAUGUCACCGUAUCCAGGUAUCGACUUGUCUCAGGUCUAUGAUCUGCUAGAAAAAGGGUAUCGAAUGGAACAGCCUGAAGGAUGCCCGCCCAAGGUUUACGAACUUAUGAGAGCAUGCUGGAAGUGGAGCCCUGCUGACAGGCCCUCUUUUGCUGAAACACAUCAGGCUUUUGAAACCAUGUUCCACGACUCCAGCAUUUCUGAAGAGGUAGCUGAGGAGCUUGGGAGAGCUGCCUCCUCCUCCUCCAUUGUUCCAUACCUGCCCCGAUUACCUAUACUUCCUUCCAAGACCCGGACGCUGAAGAAACAGGUGGAGAACAAGGAGAACAUCGAAGGGGCCCAGGAUGCCACAGAAAAUUCUGCUUCCAGUUCAGCACCAGGGUUCAUUAGGAGUGCACAGGUCCCCAGCGGGUCUCCAGCACUGCCUCGGAAGCAAAGAGACAAGUCACCCAGCAGCCUCUUGGAAGAUGCCAAAGAGACAUGCUUCACCAGGGACAGGAAAGGCGGCUUCUUCAGCUCCUUCAUGAAGAAGAGAAACGCCCCCACACCCCCGAAGCGCAGCAGCUCCUUUCGGGAGAUGGAGAAUCAGCCCCACAAGAAAUAUGAGCUCGCGGGAAUGUUAACUUUAGGAAGAUAGGAAUUCAGCAUUGAUGAACAGUGAAUUUUCUUCCUGGCUGUGUCAUCGAUCCACUGUCAAGCCACGGCCCCAUCUCCUAAUCUGUUGAAUGAAGGUAAUGAUACGUGUUCUCACGGGCCUUUUACAGUUAAGGGUGUAGCCAGCCCUCCGAGAGCCCCCUGGGAAGCUCUUCAGUGCAGAGUUAUGUUGAUCGGUUUUUCACGCUCUUCUCUGCUCAGUAGCAGAUCAGGAAAUUUAGAAGCGCUGAGAUUGUAUUAAAUGGGCUAGAAUACUAAGGGGGGAAAACUACUUUGGACAGAGUUUGGCAUCUUUGACCAAGGAGGAAAUGAGUCUUCAUCAGAAGGGAAGGAAACCUUGGUUCUUGUCAUGGCUGCUCCGGAGAGGCCCAGGCUGAGAACGGGGCCUGCCUUGUAGUGGGUGGGUGGUCUCCGUCUGUCCCCUAAAGAUGCAGCACAGGCAACUAGUGAUGUGGUUAUUAGUCCCUACAGUGGCUGGAAGAGAAGAUAGAGUCCCUUUAAUGUGGGUUUAAAAACCAAUAGUCGUCCCGGCUCCUUUGCUACUCCCUUCACCGUACACUUCCAUAAACUUGAAAUCGUUUUAGCUUUAGCCUUUUAUGGGUGGGGCGGGGAAAGCUAAAACUUUAGAAUGUUAUUAUGCUGCUUUUUAAGUUUAUCCCUGUCAUUGUGGGAUGCAAGUUGAGAGAUUAUCAUUGUUUUUCAGGGUUUGUUUUUUUUCUCCUAAGCAAGGGAUCUUCCCUUGACAGCUCUGAAAAAAGCCUUGGAGGAACACUACUGAGUGUAUUUAAGCUCCCUGAUUUUCUCACCGAAGAGUAGUCUUGAGGGUGGGGGCUGUGUCUUACUCAGGGGCAGCACCUGGCUCUGUCUCACCUCCAGUGGGUGCUAAGUUCAUGAGUUGAAUUGACUUUUCUCAACACUGUCAGUAGUUGGGUUGACUGUAUUCUAGUGCCCCCCUCCCCCCCCGCCCCCCCCCGCACCAGAUGCUUGAUGUGCGUAACUUCAGGAGCUGAGGGCUCAGGGUUCAGGUUAAAGAGGCACUGUCAACUUAUUAAAUGUCAUUUAGGGUUUUCCUUUUUCUACUUGAAAAGGUCCAGAUUUUCAGAAUAACCUUAUGUAAAUUUAAAAGUUUGAAUUCAAAGAAAACUUCUAGAAACUAAAAAUGUAGUUUAAUUUUAUCUAAUUUAAAAGCGAAGCUGAGAGCAGGAGCAAAAGCCCUCCUACAGAAUGUUGAAAACUUUCUAAAAUGAUUUAUAUAUGCAUGCAUACCUUUGGGCUACCACAGCUAGAACCCUUUCAUGUACAGAUAAUAUAAUUUCAGUUUGGAAAAAAUGCAGUAUUUUGUGUAGAAUAUACCUUCAUUGUGCUUUACAUGAAGUAUUUUCUUAAAAGGCUUUGUGUAAAAUUAAAAUGUGUAUAUUUUCCUAGAGACUUCGUGAUUUUCAGAGAUAUAGCCUUAAAAACAUCAGCCCUAAGAUUCAGUGUUUUUCUAGAUGACCUCUGUACAUCGAGGUCAUCAGAGUGGAGCCCCUUGCCUAUCAGCAUUUUGGGGUUUAAAUUAGAAUUUUCUUAUCAUUCAGUUGAAAGUUGGUUAAUAAAAUAGUGCCCAGUUAAUAAAACUUACCGACUCUGCUACGGCACAGCCCAUUUGAUGGAACUAAAGUCACGGAGCUUUUGAGUUGAAAGGAUACAGUGUAGAUUGAGUGCAGACUCUAUAGCCAGUCUAGAAGGCAAGUCAUUUAAUCUUCCCAGCCUUCGUUUCCUCAUUGGAAAACAGGGAUGAUACUUGUAACUACCUCAGAGUUGUGGUAAGGAUUAAGCGAUGGUACAUGCGAGAUGCUUAGCUUGAGUGCCCGACACAUAAUGAGCGCUCUACAGAUGUUAACUGCUUCUAUUGUUAAUAAACUUAGUCCAGUGAGUUGUGCAGCAGACCCCCUGCUGAAGAAUAAGAGCCGACACGGUGAGAAUUCCCAGCUGGGCGUGGUCUCAGCCCGUGAGUUUUCCAGGAAGCCCUCCAGUGUUUGACACCCAGCACUGUCUGAACCCUGUCAGUGCCCAGCCUUAAGAACUGGAAGAGAGGAUGCUUAAGUUACUUGCCCAUUAUCUCAGAGCAGCUGAUUAGUGGCAGAGCUCAGGCUAGAGUUUGGGAUCUCGUGACUUUCUGGUUGUGGCGUCUUUGUGCC